Molecule: messenger RNA, 1578 nt
Organism: Salvia splendens (bonfire salvia)
Lineage: Eukaryota; Viridiplantae; Streptophyta; Magnoliopsida; Lamiales; Lamiaceae
Product: replication protein A 70 kDa DNA-binding subunit D
Exons: 11
Coding region: 58-1578 (506 amino acids)
Source: RefSeq, a predicted model, not a curated record
AAACUUACAUCAACUUCUUCUCACAGAGCUAAGCACUCGAUUUUUGAUUGUGAAGAAAUGUCGCCUUUUGUAACAUGCUUAACUAAUCUUUCCAAGGCAAUCACUACCUCAACCAUCAAAGUAAGAUGUGUCCGUAGGUAUGAAGGGGUUCCCGAAGAUAAGAAUGAUAACAGCCUAGAGUGUGUGUUGCAUGAUAUUGAGGGGACAAGAAUACAAGCAUCAUUUACUAAUAACAUCAUGAAAAAGCUGGCCUCUCCACUUAGGGAAGGUUGUGUGUUUUAUAUUAAAAAUUUUUUGGUGCAGAAUAACACUCUAAAAAACAAAGCUACAAACCACCAGUUUAGGCUGGUGAUGAAUAGCUACACUGAGGUGUUUGAGGUUAAAGAUUUGACAUUUCCUAGAAUGAUGUUUGCUUUCAAGCCAUUCCCUGAAAUUUCCCUAUUGAGACAGUAUGAUGACAUAGCUUUUUUUGAUGUUAUUGGAGUUAUCACUAAUCCAGGAAAAGAGGUCAAGCAAUCUAAGUACAGGCUUAUUGAGAUUGAAAUCAGUGAUGAACAGCAUAAUAAAAUAUUUUGUACAAUUUGGGAAUCAAAUGUUGAUUCUUACAAGGAAGAUUUCAAAAAGAGUAAAGGAACCAUUCCCAUUGUUAUUGUUCAAAUUUGCAAGACUAAUUUAUUCAGAGGUGAAAUGAGAAUAUCGACACACUUUCAAGCGUCGAAGGUUCUAAUUAAUCCAGAAUUAGAUGAAGUUACUGCUUUUAGGAAAAGAAUUGAAGGUGAUGAGAGAUUUAUUCCCUAUGGUUCUUUGGGUCAAGUUGGACCAUUCAUUAGCAGUGAGUUUGAAAAUCUUACAGUGAAGUCUCUUGAGGAUUUAGAAUGUCUAGAGGAUGGUUUAUAUUGGGUUUUUGGAAAGAUUGUAUCUGUGGAAGCACAUUAUGAUACAUGGUAUUACAUGUCAUGUAAGACCUGUUUUAAGAAGGUGGAGGCAGAGGAUAACAAGUUUAACUGUUCAGUAUGUAAGAGCACCUAUUCCCAUGCUUAUAGAAGGUAUAGAUUUAUUGUCAAUAUUGUUGAUGAUACAAGCAACACUUCACUUUUAGUGUGGGAUAGGGAGGGGAUCCAACUGAUAGGAAAAAAGGUUUAUGAAUUCAUAGGAGCUGAUAAUCAGAUUUUGCCAGUGGAGGACAUUGCUAAAGAAAUAGCAAAGAAGCUGGUGGGGCAGAGUGUGUUGUUCAAGCUCCAAUUCAGAAAUCAGUUGGAGUAUUACAAAUCUUAUCCACAUACUGUGAACAAAGUAUGCAAUAUUCCUCAUGUUGUUGAGAAGUAUACCCCUCAACUGCUUGGUUCGCAGGAAGUUAGGAAAGAACUAAAGUUAUCUGAUCUAAUUUUUGGUUCUGAUCUUCCAGAGGUAUCUCAGAAAAGUUUUGUUACUCCGGAUUUGUCAAGUGUAACAAAUGAGAUUAAUCAUGAACGCAACAUUGAAGGCUCUGUUAAGAGGUGUUUGGAGGAUGAUUUUAAUUGUUGUGAUGAUAUUGUUGGCUGUCAGAAGAACAAGAAUCAAAAAGUCAGCAAGGAGUAA